Molecule: messenger RNA, 985 nt
Organism: Entrophospora sp. SA101
Lineage: Eukaryota; Fungi; Glomeromycota; Glomeromycetes; Entrophosporales; Entrophosporaceae
Source: the annotation of a GenBank genome assembly
UCGGAUACCACUAAAAGAUGUUGAAAACAUUGAUACUCGUGACUCUGCCAGAUCUAUAUCUCCACCUCCACAUCCCCCAAAAUCUCAACAACAACAACAAAAUUUGCCACCUCCUACUACUGCUUCCAAUACUGCUUCUUUAAUGGGAUCUUCAUCUCCUCAUAUACGUGAACCAAACAGAUCAAACUCACUGAGCCCUUCACCAACUCAACCAUCACAACAAAGCUCUUCUAAUAAAAAUAAAUCUGGACAAUAUGGGCGUGUUUAUCUUGCAAGAGAGAAAACAAGCGGAUAUAUUGUUGCAUUGAAAGUGGUGUCCAUACCUGAAAUUAUCAAAGCUAAAACUGAAAAUCUAUUAAGAAGAGAGAUUGAAAUACAAAGUAAUCUAAAACACGCAAAUAUUCUACGUCUAUAUGGACAUUUCUAUGAUGAAACACAUGUAUUUCUGAUUCUUGAAUAUGCAGCUGAAGGUGAACUUUAUAAGCAUUUAGAAAAGUGUACCAAAUUUACUGAAAAACAGGCGUCAAGGUAUAUUGCUCAGGUGGCAAGUGCUUUAGUUUAUCUUCAUCAAAAGCAUAUUAUACAUCACGAUAUCAAGCCUGAAAAUCUUUUGUUGGAUUUUAAUGAUGAACUUAAAAUAGCCAAUUUUGGUUUGUCAGUACAUACUCCUAGUCAAAGAUGCACAACAGUUUGUGGUACAUCAUAUUACUAUCCACCAAAAAUGAUCGAGUGUUCAAAAAUUGAUUUAUGGUCUCUUGGCAUCUUGUGUUAUGAAUUAUUGUCUGGCACUGCACCAUUUGCGGAAAAGGAUUGUUCUGCUACGUAUGAAAGAAUCAGAAGAGUUGAUUUUAAAAUGCCUCAACACUUUUCAGAAAAUGCUAAGCACUUGAUUAGAUCGCUUCUUCAAAAAGAUCCUGAUAAACGAUUACCUUUGGAAGAAGUCUUGAAGCAUCCUUGGAUCUUAAAGCAUAAGAAUCCAACCUAA